CAUGUUCCGCGGAAAAUCCAAGGCUUCCGAUGGCGAGUGCUCCCGCUUCCGACCCUCCCCCUUCAGUGGAAGAAAACGACUCCUUAGAACGCAGUACUAAGCGAGUGAAGGACGAUAAUCCCCCUCCCCCCACCCCCCUAUCGAGUGCUGACCCCCUUGCCCCGGCGGUUGCUUCUGUUACACCAAAAAGUUUCAGAGACACGUUGCUUGAUGGACGUUCUGAAUUCACCCCCUCCUUCACCACACUGGAGGAGCUUAUGGUUGCAGGGAAUACAGUUCAGACGGAAACUCUAAUGGCAGCCGAUGAUGCUACUGGGAUCCCUAAAAAAUCUAUUCCCAAAGCAUUUAUUCCAAAGAGUAUAUGGCAGAAAUUCUGUGCACCAUGGAAGAACUCCUUAAUUAUAAAAUUACUGGGGAAAUCGAUUAGUUAUAAUUUGUUGUGUACUCGAUUAUCUCGUGAAUGGGGAUUGGAGGGUGAAUUUGACAUUAUUGAUAUUGGCAAUGGUUAUUAUGUUGCUAAACUUUCCUCGGCAGAGGACUGUUCUAGAAUCCUCACAGGAGGUCCCUAUAAAUUCUUUGAUCAUUAUCUUGCUGUCCAACCUUGGAAGCCAAAUUUCCAGUCUUCAAGAGAAAAGUUGCCUAAAACUGCAGUUUGGGUCCAUCUUUAUGGAGUGCCAAUUGAAUGUUUUAAUGAACCUGCGGUUUUGUAUUUGGGUAACAAGAUUGGUAGAGCUAUUAAGGCUGAUCGGACGACUCUUCUCGCUGCCAGAGGUGAAUUCGCACGAGUUUGUGUGGAGGUUGAUUUAAAUGAAUCCUUGCCAUCUAUGAUUGACUUGGAUUUAGAGGAGCUUCCUCAAUCUUUAAUUCUUGUUAAAUAUGAAGGGCUUCACAAGAUUUGUUUUGAGUGUGGUGAAUUUGGCCAUAAGAAAGAAAGCUGCCAUUACAAGAUGCAGCAGCAGCAACCACAACCGCAACCGGCGACAGCAAAAGGUGUGGCAGUUGCCCACGCAAACUCCAGGGCGACUUCCUCGGUGGAGAAUAUGCAAAUCCCGAAUUCAGUGGAUAACUGUAUGACGUAUGGCUCAUGGAUGGUAGCUAAGCGCAAGUCACGGAAGGUGGCAAGUAAACUGGGGUCUCCAAUUGAUAACACUUCUUCUAUGGGAAGGAAUCCUAACCAAAUUGGUAAGGUUCCUCAUUCUAAUGAUUCACCCAAGCCGAGAAAUAAGGAAUGGGAGGCGACUGUUAGCAACAGAUUUGGUACCAUUGCUAACGAGGAGGAAUCUUCGGGUGAGAUCGCAAAACUAACGGGAAUUACAUCUAGUGAUGAUCCUGCAACUAAGGAAAGUGGAUCUGGACAGUCUGAUAUGGAAUUAGGCCCUGGUUUGGUUAAUGGACCUCAGCUUGUUGUUGUUGAGCCCAUUAAUAGUGGGGAUGUGAGCAUUCAGGCCCGCAAUAGAACAGGACGACGGAAAGACAAAAAUCAAAAGACAUUGGGGCCGAUCGCCAAAAACUCUAAGGCCAGAUCUAAGCCUUUGGAUCCAAGCAUGAUAAAGAGAUCUUUAAAAGAGGAUUCACGAAAGUUGGCCGGGGUUGCUGCUGCUCCCUCUUCUUCCCUUUGUCAACCUGCUCAGCUACUUGCUGGUUCUGGUGUUAAUUCAGUUACUAGUAGCGUGGGUAUACCUAGUUUGGCCCUAGUUCCACCUACUUUUUCGGGUGAAGCACAUGAGCAUGGUUUGGGGAACAUUGUGGCGCUGAAAUUAAAUACAAUACAACAUCAGAAUGGAGUAGCUAACUCAGUUAUGGUUUCUAACCAAGGUGCUGAGCCUGUAGCGGCUGUGGCACCACAUACUAAGGCUGAGUUUGGUUCAAGGGCUUUACAUUUCAUGCGUCGUUAUGGUUAUACCUUUCAAUUUCAAGUUCCAGCUUCAGGCUUUGCGGGUGGUUUAUGGCUUUUUUGGAAAGGUACUGUUCACCUUUCUGUAGUUUUUUCUACAAACCAAGCAAUUCACUGUUCAGUCUUGCUCCGGGGAAGUAGUUUUUUCCUAACUUUUGGCUAUGUCCGGCCGCAAGAAUCCUUUAAAGAAGAGUUUUGGAGACACUUGCAAGAUUGGAAGGCUUCUCAUGCUGGAGCUUGGGUUCUCAUGGGAGACUUGAAUGAUGUGGCUUCCAUAGAAGAGGUCUCUCCUCGAUCUACUGCCAUUGUUAAUAGGACCCGACGUUUUCAAAGUCGUUUGGAGGGUUGUGGUUUAAUGAAUAUGGAUACAUUGGGGUGUAAAUAUACAUGGUGUCGAAUGAGAAAUGAAAGGCCUGUUUUACGGGAACGCUUAGAUCGUGUCUUGCUUAACUCUGAUUCCCAACUAUUGCUGCAGGGAGCCAAAGCUUUUAAUUUGCCAAGAACUUGUAGUGAUCAUCACCCCAUCAUGUUCGAUACGGACACAGCAGCCUCUUAUCUUCCAGUUAAUAAACCCACUAGAUUUGAGGCUGCAUGGCUAUCUAGAGAAGAGUUUAGUAACAUAUUUAAUGUUGCUUGGUCUCAGCACUCAAGUGAUCUGCCUAUAGCGAUUAGUAACACAAGAGAGGCUUGUAUUUCAUGGAGCAAAGCAACCUUUGGUGAUAUUUUUCGUAAGAAGCGUUUAUUGAAAGCACGAAUUGCUGGCAUCCAAAAUUCACAGAAUUAUCUUUCUUCCUCCAGACUGCAGUGUUUGGAAAAGUCUCUUUUGGAAGACUAUCAACAAGUUUUAUAUGAAGAAGAGUUAUUCUGGUUUCAAAAAUCCAGAGUAGAUUGGAUAGCUUCCGGGGAUCGGAAUACAUCUUUUUAUCAUGUCGCUACUAUGGUUCGACGAAAUAAGAACAAUAUAGGAGCCUUAAAAAUUGAUGGCGAAUGGUGUAUGGAGGUGGAUGGGUUAAAGUCUCAUGUUCGAAGUUACUUUGAAGGGCUCUUUGCUCGAAGGGAGACUUUUCCUCUCCUAGAAAAUCUUUCAAAUUUCCAGCCUUCUAUUUCUGUUGAAGACCAUCUAUCACUCACCCAACCAGCCACUCUAGAGGAGGUCCGAAAGGCUUUGUUUUCGAUGAAAGGACUCAAAAGUCCUGGACCUGAUGGGAUACCUGCCUUAUUUUACCAACGGCACUGGGAUACAGUUGCUGCAACCUUUCUUGAAUUUGUGAACCAAGCACUAUUAAAUGGGUCCUUUGAUCCAUCUUUAACCAAGGCUUUUGUAGUGUUGAUUCCUAAGGAGGAUUUACACGGUCGAAGCACAGUUGAUAAUAUCAUUUUGACUCAGGAAGCUGUUCAUUCUAUGAGGCGCCUUAAAGGAGGUCGUGGGGCUAUGCUGGUUGAGCUUAUCAUGUUCUCGGUAACCUCAGUUCAACUUAGUGUGUUAUGGAAUGGUGAGCCAUUGUCUUUCUUCAGUCCACAGAGAGGAGUACGACAAGGUGACCCUUUAUCUCCAUAUUUAUUUAUCUUGGUGAUGGAAAAGCUGGCUCAAAUGAUUCAGAAAAGAGUAGAUGAGAAGGUUUGGAAACCUUUUAAGUUGUCUCGAGGAGGUGUAGCUUUGUCCCAUUUAUUUUAUGCGGACGACCUUAUGCUAUUUGCACAAGCUUCUGGAGCACAAUUAGAUGUCAUCAUGGAUGUUUUGAAUCAAUUUUCCAAUAGCUCAGGUUUAGUUUUGAAUUUGCAGAAAUCUAAACUAUUUUUUUCUGCUAAUAUUCAAUCGGCAGUGGCAAACUCCCUAAGUACUAGAUGUGGCAUCCCUCUGACUUCUAAUCUGGGCUCUUACUUAGGCAUUCCGAUUAUUCAUGGGCGGCAUUCAUCUAAACACUAUGAGUAUAUAUUGGAGAAUAUGCAGAAGAAGUUAGCUAGCUGGAAGGGAGCUAAUCUGAGUUUAGCUGGUCGCAAGGUUUUAGUUCAGUCCGUCACAGCUUCAAUUCCAGCUUAUACUAUGCAGUCAAUCUUGCUGCCAAAUGCCACUUGUGAUGCCAUUGAUCGUUUAAAUAGAGACUUCUUAUGGGGCUCUGAUUCUAGAGUUAGAAAACCUCACCCAGUUAGUUGGGAGGUGGUUUGCUCUGAGAAAAAAUAUGGUGGGCUUGGAUUAAGGUCUGCUUGGGAUAAUAACCAAGCUUUUAUUGCUAAGCUUGGUUGGCGCAUCCUAAAAGGAGACAACGCCUUGUGGUGUAGGGUGAUGCAAGCUAAAUAUUUGCGUGGUAGAAAUUUCAUGGAGGCAGGCAACACGGUUGGGGCCUCUUUUAUUUGGAGGGGAAUUGUAAAAUGUCGUUCAGUACUCCAACAGGGAGUGCGUUGGCGAAUAGGCUCUGGAGAGAAGAUACGUUUUUGGCAGGAUGCUUGGGUAGGAGAUGCCCCACUUAUUAGCUCCAGUAAUGAGCCUCCUGCUCUCCCUUCUUUGCUGGUAUCGGAGACCAUUAAUUCAGACAGGGACUGGAAUCUUGAACUCUUGCAUGAAUUAGUUCUAGCAGAGAUAGUGGAGAAGAUAAGAGCAAUUCCACUAUCUCGAAACUCACAGCUCGAAGAUGGCAUUUUCUGGGCCAAUUCAAUGGAUGGUUUAUUUACUGUCAAGUCUGCUUAUCAGCUUUUACAAGCUCCAAGGAAUUCUGCAUACCACUCAACUGAUUCAUGGAAUUGGAUUUGGAAGUUACAUUGUGCCGAGAGGAUUCGAGUGUUUGUAUGGCUCUUGGUGAGAGGGAGAGUACUAACAAAUUCUGUGCGUUUUGCACGUCAUAUGGCUCCCUCACCUCUUUGUCCGAGAUGUGAAUCCUCAAAUGAGACACCUAUUCAUUUGCUGCGAGACUGCUUUUAUGCCAAAACCGUUUGGAGUUUGCUUGGUUUUGCAAGGUCUGAAUUUUUUACUCUUGAUUCCUUUUCUUGGCUCAAAAAAUUUUCAACUAUAACAAGAGCUUUCAAGCAGGCUGAGGUCUCCAGGGUGAUAUUGUUCUUAUCUGCUAUUUGGCUUAUUUGGAAGGAUCGCAAUGCAUUGGUCUUUCGGAACCAUCGAUCUCGACCGCAAGAGCUCUGUACUACAAUCUGGCAGUAUGCAAAAUACACUGAGAUAGCAAUGAGCUCUUCUUCUCCAGUUAAGUCACGAUUGCCCCGAUGGGUACGUUGGAUGCCGCCUAUGGAAGGCUGGUACAAGCUUAACUCAGAUGGGUCUUUCAAUGUUACUAGCAAUUCAGCAAGUGCAGGGGGUCUAAUUAGAGAUUUCUUAGGAAAUUGGAUCUCUGGUUUUGUGGUUAAUGUUGGCUGUGCAUCCAUUUUUAUAGCAGAAUUAUGGGGUCUUAGAGAGGGACUCAAGUUAUGCAAAUCACUUGGAAUUACUCGUGUUGUGGCCGAGAUGGAUUCACUUGUGGCAGUCAGAUCCAUAAUUGAGAAAAGAGAACCAGAUAAUUUGUCUGCGGCCAUUUUAAUGGAUAUUAGAAGCCUAAUGUCUGAAUUUGAGGAAUGCAUACUGCAACACGUUCUUCGGGAGGGGAAUGCAGCUGCCGACUUCUUAGCGUCCCUUGGGCAUUCUUCACCACCGGGUAGAAGUUUGUUGGAUUCUCCACCGACUGGCUUGUGGCCAAUCCUUACAGGGGACCAGCUGGGAGUUUCUUUCCUUCGUUUUUAGUUUCUCGUUUUAGUAUACUUUAAUUUCCUCUGAUGUAUCAAAAAAAAAAAUAAAAAAUUAUUUUGUAG
Rubroshorea leprosula is the source of this 5683-nucleotide messenger RNA. The record is from the annotation of a GenBank genome assembly. NCBI's taxonomy places the organism in Eukaryota, Viridiplantae, Streptophyta, Magnoliopsida, Malvales, Dipterocarpaceae.